UAGGAUCAAUGUCUGACACUUGAGGAGUGACUGAGAUAAGCGGUAAACAAUGUUUUAAGAACAGAAUUUCAGCUUUUGUUGCCUGAAACAUUUGUUUGGGACACUAACUCUUCAGCACAUGCUCAAAGUGUUGCCAAAGCCAAGUACGAGUUUCUUUUUGGAAAAGCACAGAAGACCACCUCUUCAGACAGUGUUUCAACAGUCAGCUCUCAGACCCAGCCAGAGGAGAGCAGCACAACUUCUGGUUUUGAUUCGGCCUUCCAAGAUGAUGACUUUGAUGAGACAUCACUGUUCUUAGAGAUAGACAGGGAGCUAGCUAACCUCCUGAGUGGCCUCACAGCAAGGAAUCAAAAUGCAGCACUGGACUCUAUGGCUGAACAAACAGGUACUGAGGCAGGAGAGAGCACCUCAGUCAUGAUCCCCUGUAACGGCCACAACGGGACCCCAUCAGACAUGGACAAGCAGAAUGGCUGCCCUGAAACCAGUCAGUCAGAAGAUCUUGGCCUACAGUUUAAUGCCUGGAUUCAAGAAACGCUUUCCAUUGGUUUGGUGGGAAAGGAGCUACACCAUGUGAGCCCUGGACUGGACUCAGAUGCUGGGAAUGCACCCUCCAGCCAAAAUAAAGCCACUGCAGGCCCAGUCCUCGCCACAGCUGCAUGCACAUCUGAAAUGGAGUCUGGGGCAGUGCCCUCCAGUGCGGAGCCAGAGCAGGCAGAGGCUGGCGGUCUAGGUGCAGAGUCUGCUUCCCUGCUGGAUGAGUCCUUGGAGGAGUCCAGUAAGAUCUUGGAAGAGAUUCCUGGCAUCUUCACGUCCUUCCUGGAUGGAGGGAAGACACAAGAGAGACCUCUGAAGAAGCUGCGCUUUGUGGAUAGCAGGGCAGAGACAGAAUCAGAGGAGGUGGUGGCUAAUGGAGUGGAACAGAGCAUGGAGUCACAGCUCAGCAGCUCUUUGAAGGCCGAUGACACUAAGGACAAUGUGAAAGACAUGGACAGACCUCCAUCAAGCACCACACAGGUUGAAACGCCAAGGGUUGUGCCUGAGCUGUGUGUGCAGAGCCCUGACAGUGAGGCUUCUGGACAGGACUCAGUCAGGUAA
Chanos chanos (milkfish) is the source of this 1095-nucleotide messenger RNA. RefSeq lists its product as uncharacterized. NCBI's taxonomy places the organism in Eukaryota, Metazoa, Chordata, Actinopteri, Gonorynchiformes, Chanidae. The transcript is spliced from 3 exons. The coding region runs from base 370 to 1095 and encodes 241 amino acids. The record is from RefSeq and is a predicted model, not a curated record.